Molecule: messenger RNA, 1798 nt
Organism: Athalia rosae (coleseed sawfly)
Lineage: Eukaryota; Metazoa; Arthropoda; Insecta; Hymenoptera; Athaliidae
Gene: Tsen2
Product: tRNA-splicing endonuclease subunit Sen2
Exons: 6
Coding region: 271-1698 (475 amino acids)
Biological process (GO): tRNA-type intron splice site recognition and cleavage; tRNA splicing, via endonucleolytic cleavage and ligation
Cellular component (GO): tRNA-intron endonuclease complex
Molecular function (GO): nucleic acid binding; tRNA-intron lyase activity
Source: RefSeq, a predicted model, not a curated record
AUCGAUCAGUCGGCGACAAAAGUCGAAGUUUUACGAAGAUUUACGAACCUCUUACGACUCAACCAACACAAUGAACGAUGAUCAACACCAGUUCAUUCCUUAUUCUUUAGCUUCAUUCACGUUUGGCCACUGUUUAAAAUCUGUCUAGUGUUCCAGCUACGUGCCGUGUACGAAUCAGGCCAUGUGACUAUUGACUCUGUUAUUGAUUACAAUUACUCACAUGUGAUGUACUGAUCAGUCUCUUGACUACCGUGAACCUUAGUUAUCAUAAUGGAUAAGAACAAUGCCUCUUGUCAGAGGAUGCUGCAUCUAAGAGAACCAAAAAGGAAAAAAAGGUCCCGAAUUAAACCCAAUGCACCUUUCCCAAUAAAUAUUGGGCCAGAGAAUAAAUGGAUCAUGUAUACUGGUCAUCUCAGCUCGUUAGGAGUAUGUGUCAUAGAAUCUUGUGAAAUUGAAGCCCUACAUUCUAUGGGUUUUUUUGGUAAGGGAGCAUUGUCACGCAGUUUUCCAAAUUUUGAAAAAAGUAAGACUGGUGUACAUACCAUCCUGAGGGAGAGACAGUGGAAAAGAAGGCAGACCUGGCUGCAACAAGCUCAAAUUCUAAAAGGUCUUACAGAUGACUUUGGAGAAGAAGAAUGGGGAAACAUUGGACAACUUGACUCUGAAAAAGAAAGUGAACAAUGCCAACAAGGAGUCGGAGAUACCAGUAUAAAGGACAGCAAACCCGAACAAAGGAAGGACUCCAAACUCGAGAAAAACAAUCAAAACAUUGAUCCAAUUAAAAAACCCAACCCAAGCUCACUUGAAUCUCAUAAAGCUAUCGAAAAUCCAAAAUCUAAAGUAGAAGUUGUUCUGGAUGCCAGCAACGAAGAUGAAAUAUAUAAAAUCUCGAAUACUGAGAAAGUGGGAGCAGUAGCUUUUGAUGUUUCUAAUGAUGUAAAUACUACAUUAUCGGACGACGAGGCAAUGUCCAUAGAUUUGUACAAGAGACUUGAUGAAACUAAAAAUCAACUAGGAUGUAUCGAUCAGAAACCAGCGAUACAGGAAAGGGAUUGGAUGAUUUUACCAGACAGUGAUUCGGAUUCGGGGGAUUAUUUAAAUACGAUUAAACCAUCAGUUGAGAAGGAAGGUUUUCCUAUAAAAGAACCACUAUAUUUAACGUUUGAAGAAACAUUUUUCUUAAUGUUCGGAUUGGGCUGCCUUCAAGUUAUUAACUACGACGGUAAUAUGAUGAACAUUUUAGAAGCAUGGAACCACUUCUGUCGUGUCCAACACGACUUUGUACAAAAAUAUGUCGUAUACCAUUACUUUCGAAGCAAAGGAUGGGUAGUUAAACCGGGAUUGAAGUAUGGUGGUGAUUUUCUGCUCUACAAACAAGGACCGCCAUUCUACCAUGCUUCGUAUAUAGUUAUCGUAGAAGUUUUAAAUGCAGAUACCUUGCUCAAAGACACUAAAAAAAUGGUGCGCAAAAUGACGUGGACAAAACUUGCAAGCUUGGAUAGAUUGUCUGAAACAGCUGCGAAGGAGAUAUUAUUUGCUCAAGUUCUUUGGCCACCAGAAGUUUCCAAGGAUGAGAUUUCUUUUAGUCCAGAAUUUUUGUCAGAAUUUACAGUGAACGAGUUACUGUACAGAAGAUGGAUACCCAAACAAAAGCGAGAGGAAAUUGAUUUAGAAAACGAUAUUGAAUUACACGAAUGACAGAUGUUACAUUCACGGACUCGUUUAAUUUUCAUUGUUUAUUACUACUCAUUCUUAUCAGUGCUAUGUUGGAUAAAUAUAUAUCAUUUAUUACACUAUA